Messenger RNA from Fusarium coffeatum, 1428 nucleotides. RefSeq lists its product as uncharacterized. Lineage: Eukaryota; Fungi; Ascomycota; Sordariomycetes; Hypocreales; Nectriaceae. The transcript has 3 exons. The record is from RefSeq and is a predicted model, not a curated record. Gene Ontology annotation, biological process: intracellular signal transduction. The coding region runs from base 1 to 1428 and encodes 475 amino acids.
AUGUCCAAAGGAACAAUUACACAGUCGUCGUCGCGUUUGCUAUGCGCAAACAAUGACGAUCGACCACAGUCAAAGGACCUCCAAGAUCUCUUCUCCGCCCUCCUCGCUAGUCUAUUACCACUUGUUCCUCACCGUGUCCGCUUCAUCAAGAUCGAACAUACUUUCCUCGCCGAAGAUGCCAUCCACAACCUCGGCAAUCUCAAAUUGACCCAGUCAAAUCGCAUGCCUGAUCCCAACAACCCCUCAGGCACCGUCGUCUCCACAUCCACAACAACCUUCUCCAUGAACAAGAACACGGCCCGAAAUCUCUGCCAACAAUUUGUCGACGCCCGCUAUAUCGAAUCUGCCGACGGAAAACCUGAUCAGUUGUUUAAGCAAAUAGGAGGAGUGUGGAGGCCAACGUCAAAGGGUAUCACCAUCUUUGACUGGUUCUGUCAAUCCAAUGGUCUUUACCAGGAUCAGCUAAGCGAGCUGCACUGUCUCAUCACAGGGCCUCUUUUGUACCUGGAGCGUGACACCAAGAGCGAUCUCUGCCAUGUGGAUCGGGCAACCACUGAAGUUGUCUUUUGUCGACUAAUCGGUGUUGAUGGACGAGGGAAGAAGGGUCCCUACUCAGAGGGUGCAGUGGGUAUCAGACUUCAGCCCGAGCGUAAGAUCAAUAACCGCACAUACCACGACACAUUCACCGGUUUGGCAGCAGCUGAGUGGCUACGAGACAACACAACAUGUCUCGACCUACGGGAAGCCGUCAACAUGGCCACUCACUUCGUUCACUACAACCUCAUCGAGUCAGUCAACGCCGACUUGGCCUACAUGAACCAGUUCGCCGCCUGCAAGCUCUUCCAACCCACACCCAUCUCCAUCUACCAACUCUCCGAGCGUGGCCAGGACCUCGUCGAUACCAGCUCAUCCAGCCGAGGCUCAUCACAAGGCAAGACUGACGCCUCUUCAUCAAAAGGCGGCGUCAACGAGAGCAACCGUCAUAAGCUGGAGAAGAUUCUGCUCGACCCCACAUUACGUUUACUGUUCCGUGAGAACCUACGUGAGACAUACUGUGAGGAGGGUCUUGCCUUCUAUGAGCAGGCUGAUGUGAUCAUUCGUGACGCCAAAGCCAUGCUCGAGAAGAAGGAUGCCGACGAUGCAAUGAACGAGACCCUAUCACAAUCUCACGUCAUCUUCAACACCUUCCUCGCUCCCGGCUCACCACGCGAAGUCAACGUGAACCAUAAAAUUCGAUCAAGUCUUAUGCAGCGUAUGACCAAGGCGCAGGCCCUCGACGCCACUGUCGCGGAUACCUUGAAGGAGGUGACCGCUUUAUUGGAGACUGCCCAAGAUGCAGUCUUCAAACUUAUGGCUACUGACUCUGUACCCAAAUUCCUUAACAACCCCGCCGCCGAAAGCCGACUGGUACAGGCUGGCGUGCGGUAA